AGAAAUACGGAAGUUUUAGAUUAAUGGGAGAAGGAAUACCAUUUAAAAAUGGAGAGUAUUCUAAUUCUGGUGUAGGUUCAUAGGUAAAAACUCUAACGGCAAUGAUGGGGCACAUGAACUAUGGUGGGACAAUGUCGGAGACUGCAUCUGCAUGCAACCUUGCGUGGAAGGAUUUGACUGUAACGAUCGCCCUCAACAACGCCAAAACACACACAAUUCUCAACCAACUCUCUGGCUAUGCUCACCCACGAACCUUAACAGCCCUCAUCGGACCUUCCGGCUCCGGCAAAACCACGCUGCUCGACGCCUUAUCCGGCCGCCUUGCCCCCAACGCCUUCCUCUCCGGUGCCAUUCUCCUCAACGGCCGUAAGGCCAACUUAUCUUUUGGGACCGUCGCAUAUGUAACACAAGACGAAAGCUUGCUUGGGACUCUAACAGUGCGAGAAACAAUUGCAUAUUCAGCUCGAUUCCGCCUCCCCGAUAGGAUGAGCUGGUCUGAGAAAUGCGAGAUCAUAGACAGCACCAUCCUAGAAAUGGGACUUCAAGACUGUGCUAAUACUGUCAUAGGCAACUGGCACUUGCGAGGGAUCAGCGGAGGCGAAAGGCGAAGAGUCAGCAUUGCACUUGAGAUCCUCAUGAGGCCAAGAUUGCUCUUUCUUGAUGAACCAACUAGUGGACUAGACAGCGCCGCAGCAUUCUUUGUGACUCAGACACUACGCGGAUUGGCUAAACAUAACCGGACAGUUAUAGCGUCAUUCCACCAGCCUAGCAGUGAAGUGUUUGAGCUGUUUGACAAACUAUGCUUGCUUUCUCGUGGUACAACUGUCUACUUUGGCGAAGCUUCAAAAGCUGACGAGUUCUUUGCCGGUGCCGGUUUCCCUUGCCCUGAAUUCAGGAACCCGGCUGAUCACUUCAUCCGUUGCAUCAACUCCGACUUCGACAAAGUCAAGGCAACUCUCGGAGAAUCAAUGAAGCUGCAGUUUGAGGCAGACGAUGAUCCUCUAGGGAAAAUGAGGGCAGCUGAAGCUAUCGAAAUGCUUCUAGACUCUUAUCGUAGCUCCGAAUAUUGUUGUUCAGCAAAUGAAAAGAUUGAGGAAAUAUCCAAAGUUAGAGGAAGUGUUGUAGAUUUUGGAGGGAUUGACGAUGGGGCUAGUUUGGUGAGACAAGUAAUCCCAUUGACACAACGGUCGUUUGUUAAUAUGUGGAGGGAUUUGGGGUAUUAUCGGCUGAGGCUUGCGGUAUACAUCGUGGUCAUAAUCAGUGUUGGAACCGUUUACUUUGACUUAGGAACUGCGUAUAGUUCCAUCAAGGCGAGGGGAGCAUGCACGGCUUUCGUUUUUGGUUUUAUAACCAUGAUGUCCAUUGGAGGUUAUCCUUCUUUUGUGGAGGAUAUGAAGGUUUUCCAAAGGGAGAGGCUGAACGGGCACUAUGGUGUGGGUGCAUUUGUUAUAAGCAACAGUUUUUCAUCAAUGCCAUAUUUGAUUGUGAUAAGUUUAGUGAGUGCAACAAUUUGCUACUUCAUGGUGGGUUUAUGGCAUUAUACAUUCUUCGUAUUGUGCCUUUAUGCAUGCACGAGUGUGACCGAGAGCCUCAUGAUGGCCAUAGCUUCUCUUGUUCCUGAUUACCACUUGGGGGUCGUCAUCGGCGCCGGAAUUCAGGGAAUAUUUAUGCUUGCAUCUGGCUUUUUCCGGCUCCCAAAUGACAUGCCGAAGCUUGUUUGGCGCUAUCCCCUCUCGUACGUCAGUUUUCAAUUCUGGGCUUUACAGGGACAAUACAAAAAUGAUCUGAAAGGAUUGAUGUUUGACGCCAUAUCACCUCUUCUUCCCAAAAUCUCAGGAGAGUUCAUUUUAACAAACGAAGUUCAAGUGGACGUUCAUCAAUAAAAAUGGGUGGAUCUCAGCAUUAUAUUCAGCAUGCUCAUCAUAUACAGGCUCGUCUUCUUCAUAAUGAUCAAAGCCAAUGAAGACGGCAUACCAUGGAUUCGACGUUAUAUUGCAACCCAAAGAAUACAACGCAUAAAUAAUACUAAUAAAAUUUCUGUUUCUACUUAAACUGCUCAAAUUACUUUUAUUAGUAGUAUUUUUCUUGUACGAUUCCUACAGCCUUAAAUAGAGUUGGUUUCAGUGAGUGGAGUUUAGUCUUAAUUUGUUUAUGUGUUUGUCCGUCAAUUAAUAUAAUACAUGGAUUAAGU
Messenger RNA from Salvia miltiorrhiza (redroot sage), 2191 nucleotides. Its product is annotated as ABC transporter G family member 11-like. Bases 102 to 1883 code for a protein of 593 amino acids. The record is from RefSeq and is a predicted model, not a curated record. Gene Ontology annotation, molecular function: ATP hydrolysis activity; ABC-type transporter activity; ATP binding. Lineage: Eukaryota; Viridiplantae; Streptophyta; Magnoliopsida; Lamiales; Lamiaceae. The transcript is spliced from 10 exons. Gene Ontology annotation, cellular component: membrane.